Molecule: messenger RNA, 2083 nt
Organism: Gadus macrocephalus (Pacific cod)
Lineage: Eukaryota; Metazoa; Chordata; Actinopteri; Gadiformes; Gadidae
Product: TALPID3 protein-like
Exons: 8
Coding region: 135-1055 (306 amino acids)
Biological process (GO): smoothened signaling pathway
Cellular component (GO): ciliary basal body; centriole
Source: RefSeq, a predicted model, not a curated record
ACUCUCUCUCUGCCUCUCUCUCUCUCUCUCUCUCUCUCUCUCUCUCUCUCUCUCUCUCUCUCUCUCUCUCUCUCUCUCUCUCUCUCUCUCUCUCUCUCUCUCUCUCUCUCUCUCUCCCUCUCUCAGGAGUCCAGAUGAAGUCUAUUAGAACUCAGACCGAUCCAUCUGCCACUCCUCCCCGGUUGCCGAGACAACCGGUCCAGGACGCCUGCAGCCACGCCCCCGUUACCCACGGCAACCAGCGCUCCCAGGACGGGGCCCAGCGCUGGCUCCCCGUGGCCGUCCCCCUCGGUCAGGAGCUCGUAACUGGGCUGUCGUCCAGACGACCGCUGAUGCAACAUCCAGAGACGUCCAACAUGGCCACCGCGCACUCAACCACUGGAUCCAACAUGGCCGCCGCGCACCCAACCACUGGAUCCAAUAUGGCGGCCAUUGAAGUUCCCAGUGGAUCAAACAUGGCGGCCAUUGAAGUCCCCAGUGGAUCAAACAUGGUGGCCAUUGAAGUCCCCGAUGGAUCCAAAAUGGCGGACAUUGAAGUCCCCAGUGGAUCCAACAUGGCUGCCGUGGAAGUCCCCAGUGGAUCCAACAUGGCUGCCGUGGAAGUGUUGAAUCAGAAAGCAACAGUUGAACUACAGAUCGUCACAGAAAGGAGUGAUGAUGAAGAGGAGGAGGAGGAAGAGGUGCUCUUCCCAGGAACGGGUUUCCUCUCUGUAGUGGAUGUUGUUCAGGAGGACAGUGCUCAGGAGGAGCUGCUCAUCGAGGUCUCUGGACAUCGGUCCCCUCCCGCUGCUCUCUACCACGGCCCGGCCUUCCCCCCCUCCACCUCCGCCGCCCCCCUCCCUGCCCAGGACCAGGCCUCCGCUCUGGGCCUCAUCCAGCGGGGAGACGCCCUGGAGAACCGGCUGCUGGAGUGGGUGGAGCAGCAGGUGAUGACCAGGGUCAUCUGUCGGAUGUACAGCCCCCCUCCCCCUGACCCCGCCCUCAAUGAAACGAGUGGCCAAUCAGAGGAUGAGGAGGACAGCGUCACCUCGGGGUCACACCGUUCACACCGGUGAGGCCUCACCCAUACGCCUGUCUGUCUCCCUCUCCACCCGUCUACCUGCCAUCCUGUCUACCAUCUGGAUGUUUGCCUCAGCUACAGUGUGUGUGUGUGUGUGUGUGUGUGUGUGUGUGUGUGUGUGUGUGUGUGUGUGUGUGUGUGUGUGUGUGUGUGUGUGUGUGUUAGAGGGCCCUGCUGGGGUCGGUUCCCCUCUGCUGCGGCGGUACGUCAGGGAGGUUCUGGUGGAGACCGGGACCCUGAUGCUGGCCCAGAGAGACCCGCUGGGACCGGGACCGGGACCAGGACCUGGACCUGGACCUGGACCAGGACCGAGGGCGGCAGAGCAGGUACACACCCCCUAGUCUGUGGUUCUGUCUGUCUGUCUGUCUGUCUGUCUGUCUGUCUGUCUGUCUGUCUGUCUGUCUGUCUGUCUGUCUGCCUGUCUGUGGUCCUGUGGUCUGACAGGUUGUGUUGGGUCCACAGCUGCUGGUGUCCACCCCAGCUCCGACCCCAGUAGCCAGCCCAGUCCCAGUCCCGGACCCGGACCCGGACAGUCCCCAGAGCCCCCCCCUGCAGACCCCCCCCCCCCUCCGGACCCCCCAGCCCGGAGCCAGCAGAACCCUGGCCCUCACACACAGUGGCUGACGUGGAGCUGGUGGCCACGCCCACGCCCACCCCGGAGCCACGCCCCCUGGACGACGACCCGCCUAUCCUGGCUGAGGGGACCCUCGACUCACACUCACUGGUGAAACCUGCAUCAGAGGGGAACUUGCCCCUCCCCCCUGCUCCUCCCCCUGCCUCCCCCCCGGCCCUCCCCCCUCAGGACCACAGUGUGUGUACUAGUACUGCUGGUAGUACUAGUACUACCGGCAGUACUAGUACUGCUGGUAUCAGCCUGAGCACCAGCAGCAGCAGCCUGGUGGCGGCCGGGGGGGCGGAGCCUGCAGUGAGACACAUCUCAGAGGGAGAGCUGCUGGUCAGCUGCUACUACCCCACAGAAGACGGCAGUUUCUCCAGUUCUCUGCGGGAGCUUCAGGAGAUGGU